Dama dama (fallow deer) is the source of this 1553-nucleotide messenger RNA. It is a transcript of the gene ELAVL2, whose product is annotated as ELAV like RNA binding protein 2. The record is from RefSeq and is a predicted model, not a curated record. The transcript is spliced from 7 exons. Gene Ontology annotation, cellular component: ribonucleoprotein complex. Gene Ontology annotation, molecular function: RNA binding. Bases 86 to 1168 code for a protein of 360 amino acids. NCBI's taxonomy places the organism in Eukaryota, Metazoa, Chordata, Mammalia, Artiodactyla, Cervidae.
UGGGACCGGGGGCGCCCGGGGCAGAGCGGGGAGGCUCCUCCGGCCGCUCUCGUCCCUGGCGCCGCGUCAGCAGGUAAUUGCUGCCAUGGAAACACAACUGUCUAAUGGGCCAACUUGCAAUAACACAACCAAUGGUCCCACCACCAUAAACAACAACUGCUCGUCACCAGUUGACUCCGGGAACACAGAGGACAGCAAGACCAACUUAAUAGUCAACUACCUUCCUCAGAACAUGACACAGGAGGAACUAAAGAGUCUUUUCGGGAGCAUCGGAGAGAUCGAGUCCUGUAAGCUUGUGAGAGACAAAAUUACAGGGCAGAGCUUGGGAUAUGGCUUUGUGAACUACAUUGACCCUAAGGAUGCAGAGAAAGCUAUCAACACCCUGAAUGGAUUGAGACUUCAAACCAAAACAAUAAAAGUUUCCUAUGCUCGCCCAAGUUCAGCUUCCAUCAGAGAUGCUAAUUUAUACGUCAGUGGACUUCCAAAAACAAUGACCCAGAAGGAGUUGGAGCAACUUUUUUCACAAUAUGGACGCAUUAUUACUUCUCGUAUUCUUGUUGACCAGGUCACUGGCAUAUCAAGGGGUGUAGGGUUUAUUCGAUUUGACAAGCGGAUUGAGGCAGAAGAAGCUAUCAAAGGCCUAAAUGGCCAGAAACCUCCUGGUGCCACAGAGCCAAUCACUGUGAAGUUCGCUAAUAAUCCAAGCCAAAAAACCAAUCAGGCCAUCCUUUCCCAGCUGUACCAGUCUCCAAACAGAAGGUAUCCAGGCCCGCUAGCUCAGCAGGCACAGCGCUUUAGGUUGGACAAUCUGCUCAAUAUGGCUUAUGGAGUAAAGAGUAGGUUUUCUCCAAUGACCAUUGAUGGAAUGACCAGUUUGGCUGGAAUUAACAUCCCUGGGCACCCAGGGACAGGGUGGUGUAUUUUUGUGUACAACCUGGCUCCUGAUGCAGAUGAGAGUAUCCUGUGGCAAAUGUUUGGGCCUUUUGGAGCUGUCACCAACGUGAAGGUCAUCCGUGACUUUAACACCAAUAAAUGCAAAGGUUUUGGAUUUGUGACUAUGACAAACUAUGAUGAGGCUGCCAUGGCGAUAGCUAGCCUCAAUGGAUACCGUCUGGGAGACAGAGUACUGCAGGUCUCCUUUAAGACAAACAAAACGCACAAAGCCUAGUGAGCUCUUGUCCUCAGUCCAUUUAUAUAUGAAAACUAUACAACAAAGGCAAGUUAAGAGAAACUUUAUACAUUAGUAAAUGUCUUUGUAAGUCAGUGUUGAGAUGGGGAUAAAACGACUACUUAGCAUCCUAAGAAAUAUGUGAGAUUUUUUAUUGCUAGUAUUUGAAUUAAAACUUCUUAAAAUAUCUUUUAUGUUUGAAUAUGGACAAGAGGUACAGGGUUUUUACCUGUCACAUUGCAUUUUAUUGCCUUCUUUGAAGAAGGUGGACCUUUUAAAGUGUUUCAGCUAAGGGAAGACAUUUCUUUUCUUUUUACAUAACUGCCUUGAACCUGUGAGUAAAUAUUGAGGCUUUGUGUUGUAAUUCUUCAGUUGGUUGUGUCCU